GGGCGCCGCUGGCUGGUGCUGCUGCUCUUCUCGCUGCUCGCGUUCGCGCAGGGCCUGGUCUGGAACACCUGGGGCCCCAUCCAGAACUCGGCGUGCCAGGCCUACGGCUUCUCCAGCUGGGACAUCGCGCUGCUCGUGCUGUGGGGGCCCAUCGGUUUCCUUCCCUGCUUCGCGUUCAUGUGGCUCCUGGACAAGAGAGGUCUUCGGGUAACUGUGCUUCUGACAUCCUUCCUUAUGGUGUUGGGAACUGGUCUAAGAUGUGUACCUAUAUCAGACUUAAUACUUAAAAGAAGAUUAAUCCAUGGAGGACAGAUGUUAAAUGGACUGGCAGGUCCAACUGUAAUGAAUGCAGCGCCGUUUCUGUCCACAACCUGGUUUUCUGCAGACGAACGGGCCACUGCCACAGCUAUUGCCUCGAUGCUCAGUUAUCUGGGUGGGGCGUGUGCAUUUUUAGUUGGACCCCUUCUUGUUCCAGCUCCCAAUGGGACAUCACCUUUUCUGGCUUCAGAGAGUAGCAGGAUUCAUAUUAAAGAUCGCAUAGAGACUGUAUUAUAUGCAGAAUUUGGAGUUGUCUGCUUAAUAUUUUCUGCAACACUGGCUUAUUUCCCACCCCGGCCUCCUCUUCCCCCCAGUGUUGCUGCAGCUAGCCAGCGACUGAGUUAUCGGCGGAGCAUUUGUAGAUUAUUAAGCAAUUUGAGAUUUUUGAUGAUUGCUUUAGCAUAUGCCAUACCGCUUGGUGUAUUUGCUGGCUGGUCUGGAGUUCUGGACUUAGUUUUAACACCAGUGCAUGUCAGCCAAGUCGAUGCUGGCUGGAUUGGAUUUUGGUCUAUAGUUGGAGGCUGUGUUGUUGGAAUAGCUAUGGCAAGGUUUGCAGAUUUUAUCCGGGGUAUGCUGAAGCUAAUUCUUCUCCUCCUGUUUUCUGGGGCUACACUAUCAUCCACGUGGUUCACCCUGACCUGUCUGAACAGCAUCACACACCUGCCUUUAACCACAGUGACAUUGUACACCUCCUGUAUUCUCCUGGGUGUGUUCUUGAAUAGCAGCGUACCAAUAUUUUUUGAGCUUUUUGUGGAAACCGUCUACCCUGUUCCAGAAGGAAUUACUUGUGGAGUUGUCACUUUUUUAAGUAAUAUGUUCAUGGGAGUACUUUUAUUUUUUCUCACAUUUUAUCAUACAGAGUUGUCUUGGUUUAACUGGUGCCUUCCCGGGUCGUGUUUGCUCAGUCUCCUCCUCAUUCUGUGCUUCAGAGAAUCCUAUGACAGACUCUAUCUUGAUGUGGUUGUCUCAGUUUAAUAGCACAGACUUGAAGGAGUUUAAAAGGAGACUGGAAAUCAAUACUGCACACUGCACAUUUGCUUGGAAUUGCACAUCUAACAGGAAAAAAGGAGAAGAAAGAAACUUCAUUCAGAGGUUUUGUUAGGUUACAGAUUACCACAUGAAUUUAAAUACUACUAGGUAAUAAUAAUGCAGGACUUGAGUGGUAAUAGGGGAUUUUAAAACUCUACAAGUGGCAUAGCUGUGCCUGAUUCUGGCUUUGGAAGUGUGAUGUCUUACACGUAAAGCACUACCUAAGUAAUUUCCUCUUUGUUUUGUGCCAGUGCUAAACUACUGAUUACCUGUAAUUAUGAAAAGAAAGAAAGGGGGCAUCUAUCACAUGAAGAUAACUCCUUCCCUAAGUCAGAUGUCAGAAUAGGAAGAUAUGCCACUAACUUUUAAAGAGGUUUAAACCAUGUGUCAGAUUUUAAUUAUAAAAUAGCUAAGAGGUAUGUUGAUGAUAGAAAUUAGCCACAUGUACACUACAUUUUUUUCUAAUAAAGCCAUUUCUUACAUGA
Galeopterus variegatus (Sunda flying lemur) is the source of this 1832-nucleotide messenger RNA. It is a transcript of the gene SLC49A4, whose product is annotated as disrupted in renal carcinoma 2. Gene Ontology annotation, cellular component: intracellular membrane-bounded organelle; membrane. The transcript is spliced from 9 exons. The record is from RefSeq and is a predicted model, not a curated record. NCBI's taxonomy places the organism in Eukaryota, Metazoa, Chordata, Mammalia, Dermoptera, Cynocephalidae. The annotation marks the transcript as partial.